AUGACAGUCGAGGUACAGGAGAGCCCAGCCGCGGCCGCCAUGGCCAAACACGACGAUACGCGUCUGACCGACGCCGACUUUUCCUCGCUGCUAGCGUCGCUCCAGCCGCACGAGGAGCUGGCGACGCUCUCGCACAUCGAGAACCUCAUCUCGGAGACAUCGACGCGGCGGGCGGGGAUGGCGUCCGAGAUGUCGCACAAGAUCUCGACGCUGCAGGCGUCGCUCGACGAGCUGCGCAAAAACUCGACGCGCGCCGCCACCGACUGGCGCUCGCUCCACUCGCACCGCGAAGUCAUGGCCAAGCUCGACAAUCAGAAGUUUGACCUGGCAAAGAGCAUCAACGAGCAGGAGGCCAGGCUGAGCGCGCUGCAGAGCGAGCUCCUCGAGGUCAAGCGCCUCCACGACGAGGUCCAGGACGAGGACGUCGAGACCGAGGGCGAACUCGACCGAGAUGCCCUCUGCCUCAAGAUCUUCCGUGGCCUCGGCUUCCUCCCUGCGAAGGACGAGAUGGACGCAGACGCCGGCUUCACCUCGAUCCUCGUGCGAUCCGACAAACGCAACGCCGCGCUCCCCAUCGAGGUAUCGGAGCCCAAGCUCAAGCAGUCGGGCAUCUCGCCUUUUGUCCUCGCCAAUCAGCUAUGGAAGGCUGCCGACUGA
Pseudozyma flocculosa PF-1 is the source of this 657-nucleotide messenger RNA. RefSeq lists its product as uncharacterized. Bases 1 to 657 code for a protein of 218 amino acids. The record is from RefSeq and is a predicted model, not a curated record. Lineage: Eukaryota; Fungi; Basidiomycota; Ustilaginomycetes; Ustilaginales; Ustilaginaceae. The transcript has 3 exons.